Salvia hispanica is the source of this 1821-nucleotide messenger RNA. Its product is annotated as Calcineurin-like metallo-phosphoesterase superfamily protein. NCBI's taxonomy places the organism in Eukaryota, Viridiplantae, Streptophyta, Magnoliopsida, Lamiales, Lamiaceae. Gene Ontology annotation, molecular function: hydrolase activity. Gene Ontology annotation, biological process: GPI anchor biosynthetic process. Gene Ontology annotation, cellular component: endoplasmic reticulum. The record is from RefSeq and is a predicted model, not a curated record.
GAUGUUUCCCAACAAACACUUGCACUGUAAAUAACCUUUAAUUCUCCAGAUCGUUGCUUAAAAUAUUCGAAAAAUUGAGUUGCCGUGAAAAGAGUUGAAAUGCAAGCUACAGUUAAGAUGAGCUAAGAAAUUAGGAGAAGUUGAAGAGUAGGAUGAAAUUGACGGUGUUUCUGAGCUUGUUUUGGGCGUUGAAUUUACUCUAUGGAGAGUGGUUUGCCUAUUUGGUGCCUUCCCAGUGGACUUGUUCUUGGCCUCAUCUUCAACGCCCUUCUAAUUUCUCUCCGCAAAAUGGAGUUGACUAUCCGAGUAGUUAUGUGAAAAUUGCUGUGAUUACAGAUCCUCAGCUCAUGGAUAAAACUUCGCUUCCACUCGCUCCGAGAUCACUUGCUCUGGAGGUUGUGCAGUUCUAUACUGAUUUGUACAUGCGUAGGGCAUUCCUCUCCUCUGUAUUGCCCUUCAAUCCCGAUGUCAUUCUGUUUUUGGGUGAUUAUUUUGAUGGGAGCGAUAGGUUGUCCGAUGAAGAAUGGCAGGAAUCCUUAGGUCGUUUCAGGCAUAUUUUCAACCUGAAUAUGAUUCAGAAAACCUCAAAAACAAAAAUAUACUACAUUCCUGGAAACCACGACACUGGAUACGCAGCUUCCUACAACCAAAAGCCAGAGAUCAUAAAACGCUACGAGAGUGAAUUUGGUGCAAGGAACUUUAAAGUGACAAUCGGAGAGGUGGACUUCAUUGCCAUCGAUUCGCAGACAUUGGAUGGUCAUCAACAAGGAAACUUCACAUUAGAUACCUGGGGCUUCAUAGAAAAUGUGUCUAAAGAUAUAUCUUCUACACCAAGGGUUUUAUUGACUCACAUCCCUUUAUAUCGGCCGGACUGGACUCCUUGUGGCCCCCACCGAUAUUCGCCAGUCAUCAAUCAACGAAUUAACCGUGUUGAUCAUCAUCAAGAGAUUGUGUAUCAGAAUUAUGUCACUGAAAAAUCAUCAAAUUCUUUACUGGAUCUAAUCAGACCUGCACUAGUCCUCUCUGGUCAUGAUCAUGAUCAAUGCACCGUUUCCCAUAUGUAUAACAACGGUCACGCAACAGAGCAUACUGUAGGAACUGUAAGCUGGCAACAAGGAAACUUGUACCCUUCUUUUAUGCUACUAUCUGCAAAGAAUUCGUCGGUUUCAGAUGGAAUCACGCCCGAAGACGCUGUUCUGACUAAUCUCUGCUUUCUCCCUAUGCAACUUCACAUCUACAUAUGGUAUUUAUCUCUCUUUGCAAUGACCCUUGUUGUUGUCCUCAUUUGGCCAGCCAAUGAAGUCCAUAUAACACGAAAGCUCGGUAGUCUCAUGGUUGCUAUCAGAGAGGUGCUUAAAAGCUUUAGCAGUGCUGUGAAAGUGAAAAAUGAAGAUGAAAAUGUUGAGUAUGAAGAGAUAUGGGAUGCAGAAGGGUCAAUGCACCUCAUCAAGAAAACCAAAAAGGUUCAAGUCGUGAAUGAGAGCAGCUCGGUCGAGAGGGGGAAUGCAGUGAUGCGGUCAAAAGCUCGAAAACAGGAUGCAGAGGCAGCGACGAGUGAGGAUGUGAGUAUACAUAUCGGUUUAGGUAGAAUGAACAGAUUGAGAGGCAAGGUGAUAAUGUGGAGAUUGCUGCGAGCGCUACGAGCAGUGACUAUCGUUGCUGCUUUCAACGUUCCUUUAUACGUGUUGCUCGUCUUCAAAGAUUGGAUCGACAAAUGAUUACAAAGUUUGAGAGCCCUGUGUUGUCUGUUGUGACAUAACAUCACAUUUUGUAGUACUUUUUGAGGUCUGAAAUUGAAUUUUAUCCAAGUAACUUUGAGCA